Molecule: messenger RNA, 519 nt
Organism: Acanthoscelides obtectus
Lineage: Eukaryota; Metazoa; Arthropoda; Insecta; Coleoptera; Chrysomelidae
Source: the annotation of a GenBank genome assembly
UAUUUUCAGUUUGAAGUUUGAAUUCUUUAGUCGUGUGUGUUAUUAACAAUGGAUGAUAAUUCUCUGAUUCUACCUUGUGAAGCAGGAAAAAGGCGAAAACGACCAGUGAGAAAAGAAAAUUGGAAAACAUCAAAAUUAAAAGCGCAAUGGCGUAGGCCAAAAGGUUUACCUGAAUAUCCCACAUGCCGCCAUGACAAGAAAUCUACUUAUUCAUACAUGAGACCCAAGAAGAUGAAGAUUGAAAACUCUUUGAACGGAGACAAGUCUUCAAUUAACAUUUUAUUGAAGAACCAUUACGGAAAUGAAUGGCGAAAUUUACCUGAGUUGGAAUUCUAUAAAAUUAUUGACAAAAUUACACAGAAGCCCAGAAUAGAACAGACCCCGAAGAGGAAUACGAGAGUGAAGAAGAACAACCAGUCCUAAACAUUUAAUAAAAAUGUUUUUUAUUUAUACUAAGUAAGGAUGUAUUAUUCGUUUUGUAUUUUUAUAAUGUUUAAGCGAAUAAAUCAUUCGAAAGUA